Messenger RNA from Phycomyces blakesleeanus NRRL 1555(-), 759 nucleotides. RefSeq lists its product as hypothetical. NCBI's taxonomy places the organism in Eukaryota, Fungi, Mucoromycota, Mucoromycetes, Mucorales, Phycomycetaceae. The transcript has 2 exons. Bases 1 to 759 code for a protein of 252 amino acids. The record is from RefSeq and is a predicted model, not a curated record.
AUGUCUAGACUUGCAGUUGCUCAACCUAUCCUACAAACUACAAAGGCUUCUUAUGAUGGCAAAUCAUCUUUAACCAUUACUCAAAAGGUCCAGGAGUCGGCUGGUAUCCAGCCUGGAUUGUAUUUGGGUGACAAGUGGUUUUCAGAAGCAAUGGAUCAGCCACCCCACCACUCCGUUCCAUCACUUCCGUACGAGUAUCCCCAGAAAUCAUUCAUUUCAUUCGUCUUACAUAAAGCAACAAGCCCUUCUCUACAGAAACGUUCAAUUGGACCACCUUUCUCUUCGGCCUCACAUAAUACACCAGCGUUUAACGUUAUACAUGUGAUAGCAGGUGUUCUAGGUGGACUGGGGGCAACACUUGUUGGAGUUACCAUGUUCUUGAUGUGCCGCAAGAAGCGCAAGAAGAGGGAUAAUUCUCUCGAUAUUGAAUCUAAGCCUGUCACGCCAGCACCAUCCAUUCCUUCCAAUAAUUUAAAAGGAACCAGUUCCUCGUCUUCUGCCUCAACCUGUCCCACUGAUCGUUUUGAUCAAUUUGCAAUCGACUUUUGUUAUGAAGAACGCCAACAGGCCAGUACCCACAAUUCAAUAUCUUCGUGCACAACUUUACCAGCCGAGAUUGAUCUUUCUGAUGAUCCCGUCAGUCCGUCGAUGCAGCAACAUCGUCUCCAGUACCUUAUUCUUCAGCAGCAGUUAAAAUCCCAGGCAGCUUCAAGUUCUCGUCCUAACGCCACCAAACCACCACCGCCAUAUCACCCAUGA